AUGACGGCCAAUUCCGACGCCACGGGCUCCGAGUUGGUCCCGGCAUCGGCGACUAGGCAUAACGCAAUUCUGCGUUGGAAGCGAGUGACAAACCCGUGCGGCCCCCAACCUCGACCAAGGCAUGGCCAUCGCGCGGUAAACAUCAAGGAGCUGAUGGUAGUCUUUGGUGGCGGCAACGAAGGAAUCGUCGAUGAACUGCAUGUCUACAACACUGCUACCAACCAAUGGUACGUGCCGGCGACAAAGGGCGAUGUGCCGCCGGGAUGCGCAGCAUACGGCUUCGUAGUCGACGGAACCCGGAUUCUGGUGUUUGGCGGCAUGGUGGAGUACGGAAAGUAUUCGAACGAGCUGUACGAGCUGCAGGCCACGAAGUGGGAGUGGAAGAAACUGCGACCGAAGCCACCAGAGUCCGGUCCACCACCCUGUCGGCGCCUCGGGCACAGCUUCACGCUAGUCGGCGACAAGAUCUACCUGUUCGGUGGACUCGCCAACGAGAGCGAUGACCCGAAGAACAACAUACCGAAGUAUCUGAACGAUCUGUACAUUUUGGAGAUUAAAAACAACCUCCUGCAGUGGGAAAUACCGACGACCUUUGGCGAGAGUCCGCCACCGCGCGAAUCGCACACCGCAGUCUCGUGGUACGACAAAAAGAACAAGAAGUACUGGUUGGUAAUCUACGGCGGCAUGUCCGGCUGUCGGUUGGGCGAUCUCUGGCUGCUCGACACGGACACCAUGUCGUGGACCCGACCGCGGACGCUCGGUCUGUUGCCGUUGCCCCGCUCCCUGCACAGCUCCACGCUCAUUGGCAACCGAAUGUACGUGUUUGGUGGCUGGGUACCGCUGGUAAACGAUGACGUCAAACAGGAGAAGCACGAAAAAGAGUGGAAAUGUACGAACACGCUUGCGUGUUUGAAUCUCGAAACGAUGACCUGGGAGGAGCUGGAUCUGGACAUGGACGAGGACAACAUGCCACGGGCUCGGGCCGGCCACUGUGCCGUCGGUAUCCACACCCGACUCUACAUAUGGUCGGGGCGCGACGGUUACAGAAAGGCCUGGAACAACCAGGUUAGGGUAUGCUGCAAGGACCUCUGGUACCUCGAGGUAGAGCGUCCGGCAGCAGCAUCCCGCGUUCAGCUGGUACGUGCCGCGACGCACUCGCUCGAAGUUUGCUGGCCACAAGUGCCGUCCGCUUCGCACUACAUCCUGGAGGUCCAGAAGAUUCCGCAAGCUCCACCGCCACCACCAUCUCCCGCUCCGGUCACACAGCCGACCAGUGCGCCGGUUGCGGGCGCCAUCGGUUCACCAGCGGCAGCCGUCGGGUCGCCAGCUUCCAGCGCGGGGUCGAUGUCUCCAGCGCAGGUUGUUGGCAACAAUCUCGCGGGCACACCUAGCGAAGUUCUACCAACUAUACUAAAGCAGCUACCAGGCCGCGUUGCUGGUAUGACCGUCCAAUCGCCUACCAUUUUGUCACCGACGGCAGCUCAGCAACCGCAGCUAGCGUCUGGCGUUCAAUUGACGGCGAGCGGAGGCCUUGGCGGAACGGUUACCACUUCACCGGUGCACGCCCUGUCAUCGCCGGUUCAGCGGAUCGUUACUAAGGUGCAGCCAGCGAAGCAGCUGACUCCCCAGAAAGUGCUGACGACCGGGGGUUCACCACAGGUGUUGCAGCAGCAACCGGUGCAGAUCGUAGCACAGGUUUCGUCCCAGAACCAAACGCUGCAAGCGGCAGUGGCGCAGGCGACGAUGGCCGCUGGUGGGCAACCGCAAACCAUUCGCGUAGUAGCUACGGGCGCUGGCGGUGCCGCCACCGCCAUCUCAGCCGCCCAACAGUUCGCGUCCGGAACGGCCGGUACUCCGAUUCGUGUGCUCUCCUCGACCGGUCAACAGCUGCGGAUCGGCACGGGAACGGCGACUAUGCAGACGGCAGCGGGCACGACCACGACCGCCGUCCUGCGGGCCGCCGGACAAAAUAUCGUAUCCGGGGCGCAGCUACAGACGGUUCAGCAGCGCAUCGUGAGUGGGUCACCCGCGGGCAACACAACCACCACGGCCACCAUCGGAGGCAAGCAAAUCAUCCUCCAGAAACCGAUGACCAUCGUGAGUGGCACGGCCGGAGUCGGUGGCUCGGGGACCAUCACCAGCGCGACCGGUGGCAACGCGGGCGGUCAGAUUCUGACGCUCGUAAAGACCAGUCAGGGUAUGACGAUGCAAACCAUGCCCAAGAUGAGCGUGGUACAGAAGACGGCGGGCUCGCCGGGAACAAUCAUACAGCAGGCGCAACACCACCAACAGCAGCAGCAGCAACAGAUCAUAACUUCUAAUCUGGGCACUGCCAGCGGGUCGGUGCCGAAAGCGACCGUCAUUGGGGGCAACGUGGUGAAGCUGAUGUCUGCCGGAGGGGCAGCCACCCUCGGUGGCAAGCAGAUUCUCAUGAAAAAUUCCAACAUUGUCCAGGUGGGUAAGGUGGGCACGAACGCGACCGGCAAACCGACGCUCGUGCUCACCAACAAGGGCGGGCAGCCGAUUCGGGCCCAGCAACAGGUGAUCGUUGUCACCACGCCGCAAGGCAUUCGCACCGUCAGCGGAACCGUCACCUCGUCGGCCGCGAGCAACUUUGUGACGCUGUCGUCCUCGCAGGUCAUCAACACGAUCAGCACUACGCGAGCGGCGGGCAUCGGCGGAGCGACGAUGCUGCAGGCGGCCGGAACUACCUCCGUGAUGGGUGCAGCCGGAGCUGGCGGGGCGACCGUUCAGACGGUGCAGGGAACUACCGCCGCCAGCCUUGGCGGCCAAGCGAUCAAGCUGCGCGCGGUACAGGGUGGCAAACCGAUCACAUUCACGAUGCCGGUCGGCGGAUUGCAGGCUGCGGGUCAGAAGAUCACUGGGACACAAAUCAUCAACAUGCCCCAGAAGCUGGUGAGUGGCAAGGCCGUAACCGUACAGCUGACACCAUCGGCCGGAGGGCAGAAGACGGUCACGAUAGUGCCGUCGGGUGCGGGAGGCGCUCACGGUGCCACGACCACCGUCACGGGGCAGGGCGGGCAGCAAAAGAUUCUGAUGCUACCCUCGAAGACGACCACACGCAUCGUGACCCAGCAGCAGUAUCAGCAGAUUCAGCUGCAGCAACAGCUGCAAGCCCAACAGCAGCAACAGCAACAGCAGCAGCAACAGCAGCAACAGCAGCAACAGCAACAGCAGCAACAGCAACAAGUUUCAACGGAUGCAGCGUUCGCAGCGUUAGCCGCCGAAGCCGGCCUUAUGGACGCAGAAGGUGAGGGAAUGGAGCAGAUGGACGGAUGCUUCGACUUGGAGGCCUUCGCAGUAGACGAAUGUGAAGAAGAUGAGCAGCAGCAAGCCUUCGACGGCAAUCGGGUGGUGGAGGGUGCCAUCAUGCCGGCACUGGAAGUGACGGGGGACGAGGCAAUCGAAGAGCGUCCAGUAAUGCCCAUUUUCGAGCAGCUUGAUGGCUGCGACGAUGCGGCGAUGGCGAUCACGCCCCGGUACGUUAAACUGGGGCUGUUCGGUGGAGCAAUAACCAUCGGAACGUCGGCGGUCAACAACGGAAACACGGCCGAUGCUGGUGGUGGUAGCGAAGCGUCCAAUAGCAACGCCAUCUCCCACGAGGAUCAUGCGUUGAUGGGCGAUGGAUCGGAGCAGGAUCUCUCGCACGAGAACCUUGUCGACGGUGAAGCCCCGGACGAGCUGAUGGACUCGGAGGAGGGCCCGGGCGACGCCGAAGGAAUGGUGCUGCUGGGUUCGGGUGAUAACGAAGAGGGACACGAUGAGAUGGACCCGACCGGCGGCGAAAGUGUCGAUGCGCUCGACACCGGCGCUGGGUCGUCCGCGUACGAGACGGACAGUGGCGGGGUGAUGGUGAAACAGGAAAAUGCUCUCGGUGAGAGUGCCCAGCAUGAGUCGGAGCUUUUCUUUGGAAAGCACGACACCGGUGAUGGUAGUUCCGAUGCAGGCGAAAAGUCACAUCUCGGAAAUGAGCUCCUGGCUGCCCAAUCGUCGACAAGGGUCGCUCCGACGGCGUCGGAAGCAGAGGCAGCCAACAUUCUCACGACGAUAAAGGGUGGCGACAUUGUUGCGCUUCACAACGCCGACCUACUGGCUGGCGCUGGUGGUGUUGCGGGUGGCAGCAGCGAUAACAUUAUUCAACUAAGCGCCGGAUCGACCAGCGCUCUGUUGCAAACGCAGCACGAAAACGGUCAAACGAUAAUGUUUAAAGCGCCGGGACCGGACACCGGGAGUGAAGGAACGACGCUGACACUCAGCGAUGGUUCCACGUACGUUACGCGACUGCAAACGUCAUCCGAUCUGCCGGUGAAGGUGGAAGACGGCGCGGCCACCGGUCAUCUGGAUGCACUGGCGGAAGCGGCCGCCUCGGCUACCUCCGCUCUGCCCACGGAGCUGAUGAACACGGGCGCGUCCGGUGUCGGUGCGCUGAUGGGAGAUCUGCUCUCGUCCUCGACGAUAACGCCGCUCAAGCAGUACACGAUGAGUGGCCCAUUGCUGGCGUCAUCGUCUGCUGCUCCCCCGUCAGCGGCGGCCAGCAUUGCUACCAUCAAUAAUGGCACGAUGAACAAGGGUGCACAGUUCUCAACUAGUGUUGCUGGCAAGACGCCGAAAGGAGCAACAACAUCUUCCAAGACCAAGGACGACAAAGACGAUAGACCAACUAAGGCGAAGGAAGAUGCGGGCGAAGCCUGGCACACGGUGGCUAUACUGAAAACCUGGAAUCACAUCGUCUCGAACUACAUCGAUCUGGCCGAGUGGGACAACGCGAUCGAUGGCGCCACAGUCACCGCGGACAACAUACCCAACCUGGCGGACCGCAGGCGAAUAUCGCUCGAGCCCGGCUGUGCCUACAAGUUCCGCGUCGCGGCCAUCAACAGCUGCGGGCGGGGCGAGUGGAGCGACGUGACGCCCUUCAAGACCUGUCUGCCGGGCUUCCCGGGAGCGCCGUCGGCGAUCAAAAUUUCGAAAUCGCCCGAAGGCGCGCACCUAUCCUGGGAACCGCCACCGUCCACUACCGGUGACAUUCUCGAGUACUCGGUGUAUCUGGCGGUCAAGUCGCAGAACGCGCCGAAAGACAAAGCGACCACCUCCGCCGCGCAACUCGCCUUCGUCCGGGUGUACUGUGGAUCCACCAACCAGUGCACGGUCACGAACCACUCCCUGCAGACGGCGCACGUCGAUUUCACUUCCAAGCCGGCCAUUAUCUUCCGCAUAGCGGCCCGGAACGACAAGGGUUACGGGCCUGCCACCCAGGUCAGGUGGCUUCAGGACCCACAAUCGUCCAAAUCGGCAGCGUCGGCCGGAGGUACACCCGGGGGGUCGCCUGGCGCAGCCGGCAAGCGGUUGAACGAGAAGUCAGCGACUGGCGGAACGACCAACAAGCGGGCGAAACCUAAUUCGUCCUCCGGGGCGGGCGGCAAUUCUUCGUCCUCUUCGAUGAUGGUGUCGCCUUAAUCGGGCCAACUGGGCCACCGUCGAUUCAAUAUGUCGCAAGCCGACGACGACAAGGGGAGCCGACGUUCUUAUUGUUCGGGGACGACCUAAAGAUUUGACAGGUAAAUGAGCAACACGCGGGCAGCAACGAUGCUUGCGGGCAACUCGGGGGGAAAGAUCGAAAAUAUGUUGUGCAAACAAGGGGGAGAGAGUUUACUUCUUUUGUAUUCGCGUCAUGUACACAUUAGUUAGCGCCUCUUACGCGUAGUUUAAGUUUACGUACGUCCAAUUGGUUACGUGCGAUACCGCCAAGGUACGCGGAAAAGCAUUGUGCGACGCGCAUCCGGAUGCCAUUUCUGUUUUGCUUACCUACUUAGCUGUUACUAUGGUCGCUCCCACAAGCACCACCGGUGGAAUGGUGGCGGCGACGCUCAUCCUUUUCAAGAUUCUUCCUUUUUGCGUGUACAUGGAUUGAUUUUAAGAACGGCAGGUAUGGCUUGACCAUAGAAUGAAUUAUGGAAUGUGUUUUGUUGAAGUAGAUACAGUUAGCGUGGAUAACGCAGAACACGAACGACAUAGAGUGCAUAUUAACGGACAAAACGCUUCGUUCAAUGUUAGUUUAAUUGGCGUACACAUAUAUGCUGUUUGUAGGGCAAGCUGGGGAGCUUGAUGAAAUGGUACAGAAAUAAGCUAACGCGCCGCGUGUGUGUGGUUUUGUGUUUAUCACUGGCGCACCCUGUCACUGGUUUGGAAUGAGGACAUUCUGGGGGCAACAAAAAACAGAUCGCAGGGCUGCAGUCAGUAAUAGGACAAUGGUAGUAGUAAAACAAACAGUAAUGUUAUAUUAACGUGAUGGUGGGUUAAGUCGCAACAACCACCUCUAGGAAAACACAAAAUACUUUGCGAUAACAAAAAAAAAAGAACGCAACACUCUACCAGAUGCGUUGCUGUUCCAAUCCUUCGUUUAUUUGUCUCUCAGCUCGUGAAACUUGUAAAAAAUCUGAAACAUAAUUUUAAGGUGCCCGACGUCAAAGAGAUUCACUGGAAGGAAUUUAUCGGUAGAAAAUAUAUGAAAACACACACAGUUUAGGAACUAUCCAACCAUUUAGGCGUGUAAUCAGCGUAAGACAGUUGGCCAUUUUUGAUCACACAUCCCCGACGUUUGAUGAAAUACAACAAAACAAAACGAUGCACAAAUGCGGAGAAGAAUACAUGAAUAUACAGAAACUGUGUAAGUGGUAGAUAAAAAGAAUUGUAAGCAGAUAUCGUAUUUUAAAUCGGCUUUUUGGACAAUAGGAAUGCCGUUGCGCUUCUCUUUCGAGACGAUCACGAUGACGCAAUGUUUUAAAGGAACUUCUUCUCCAAACAAGGCCGCAUUUGCUUUGACCAGAGUAUAGCAUUGAACAUUGCUGAUUCGGACAGCGCUCGAGAGAGAUUACAAUUCGUGACAGAGAGAGUAUAGUAAAAAUCUAAACGCUAGCGGUAAAGGUGUACCCCCCUGAUUGAGCGAUUGUUGUGAUUUUUUCUGUUUCAUAAUUUUCAUUAUAUGCUAAAUAAUACUACAUUUUGUGGGAGCAGGGCAACUGCGAACGGAGGCCUACGGGGGCACUGCUACGGCACCUUCCUGCUCCGGGUGCAAGAUUGAUUGAUUAGUAGCGCACCCGCGGGCAAAGAAGGCAAUAGAAUUAGUCUUUAUUGAUCAUUGUCCGAGUGCGGCUCCGCUUUCAGCGAUAGUUUAGUACGGUGUGUUGAGUAGAACCCUGAUUCAUUUAAACUCUGGUCCGCUGUAUAAUGGAGUGAAUUUCGACGAACAUGAAUGAAUGAAUUUGAAC
Molecule: messenger RNA, 7286 nt
Organism: Anopheles cruzii
Lineage: Eukaryota; Metazoa; Arthropoda; Insecta; Diptera; Culicidae
Gene: Hcf
Product: host cell factor
Exons: 9
Coding region: 1-5475 (1824 amino acids)
Biological process (GO): regulation of DNA-templated transcription; chromatin remodeling
Cellular component (GO): histone methyltransferase complex
Molecular function (GO): transcription coactivator activity; protein binding
Source: RefSeq, a predicted model, not a curated record